Coniophora puteana RWD-64-598 SS2 is the source of this 1558-nucleotide messenger RNA. RefSeq lists its product as uncharacterized. The record is from RefSeq and is a predicted model, not a curated record. NCBI's taxonomy places the organism in Eukaryota, Fungi, Basidiomycota, Agaricomycetes, Boletales, Coniophoraceae. The transcript has 2 exons. The coding region runs from base 74 to 1021 and encodes 315 amino acids.
GGAUUACUGCGAUCAAAUUCCCGUUGUUGCAGCUUCCAGAGCCCAGACACACUCUACUUCGCCGCGCUCGUCCAUGUCCCCGCCUUCGUCUCUCACCCGUUCUUCAUAUCGGCACGUGUCCGGUGGUGCUGGUCCCAAAUAUAACGGCGCCGCGCAGCUGGGGCCAGAUCUUUACGCUAUGAACAGCUCCGGCAUGCUGGCUCCCAACCUUCUCUCGAGUACCAGCAGCACGAGCACUGACUCUACUUCGUCCUCCCACCUUGCGUCCUCUGGCUCGCCUCCCGUUAAGGUCGAGCCCGAGGAUUUGGCGGGCACUGAUUGCUUCGUGAUGGAAUUCUCCGGCUCAUCCGCCGCCUCACAGCGGGCGAUGUCGAGUGCAGGGCCGGCCGUUGUCCCUCUCCGCGCGACGCAGGCGAGCAAGCCUAUGCGCAAGAUGAUGGGUGUGUUUCGUCUAAACCCUUUUACUAUCCACGAGAGCGCACCAGGCAACAUGACCUGGACAGGCGAGGAGGCCGGUCCGCUCGAGGAAGAGCCCAGGUUGAUCGAGUUCCAGCUCGAUUGGGGCGAGCGGGAGAGCGUCUCACCCGAGCCUGAAAACAACGCCAUUCAGCUGCCUCAGCCUCAUUCCCACUCGCACUCAUCGUUCACCACUCGCAACGUGCAUAACGAGGGACGAUACGCUGGGAGCGGGCGCUCCGAAGACCCCGUGGUAGCGAGCCCGGCGCAGUUACAUUAUCCACUGGCCUUGAGCCCGGCAAGUUGGGAAGAACCACACUAUGCCGCCGCAUCGUCACAUCGCGCAUACAACCGCUCGCCUCGUUCGGAGAGCUCGUCGUCAUCGUCACGUCACGCAUCGUUUGAUGCUUCCUUCCCGGAGUAUCAUUCCGGCGGUGAUUACCACCACGAGUCUCACUCGUCGAACAGCUGCGGCGCUGCCGCCGCCGGUGCACCCUACAGCCUCACGUCCAUGUCGCGCCGCUGGCCUGCGCCCGCUACGCUGACCACACCAUACAUCAUGUAGCGGCUACGAAGAGCCGAACGCUCCACGGUCAAAUCGCCGUUCUUCCAGUUCAUUCUCCAACGCUAAGCGCGUCUAUUCCCAUUUCUAUGCAUUCAUCGACAUCCAUCGCACGCCUUGUAUCAAUAUCCGCUGUUGCCGCUUGAUCUUGCUUCUUCGAACAAUCCUACCCCGUCGCAACGACCUAUACGUUCCACAACCACAACCAUCGUCAUUAUCACCGCUGCUCUGCAUAGUAUUUUCUGUCUUCAUUCCGUCUCUGUUUUAUGUUGUUUGUCCACGGGUAUUGGCUGGACACCAUCCAUUCUCGUUUUGGGACAGUGGGGUCUUGAUCAUGAUACCAUGAUGCUUUCCGUCUAUGAUGUUUUGUCGUUGCUCUAUUUCUUGCUUGCACCACAUGGGUUCCGUCACGAUGUUUCUCAACCAUUCGGCUUUCUUGCUAUAAUUGGAUGACUAGAAAUUUGUAUCUUGUGCUCCAUCCACUACAAAGCCCAUAAACAUGUAUUGUCUACAGUAGAUUCCUCUAUCCGCAGGAUUCUU